UAGAGAUGACUGACGAAAACCCUGAGGAGGAUCAUGAAUCUCCUGGAGUAGCCGAAACAAAUCUUGGAAGCCCUUCUUCGAAGAACAAUAACAACAACAAAGAGCAAGACCGGUUUCUUCCAAUUGCCAAUGUCGGAAGAAUUAUGAAAAAGGUUCUUCCCGGUAAUGGUAAGAUCUCGAAAGACGCCAAAGAAACCGUUCAAGAAUGCGUAUCAGAGUUCAUCAGUUUCGUUACUGGUGAAGCUUCUGAUAAGUGUCAAAGAGAGAAGAGGAAAACCAUCAAUGGAGAUGAUAUCAUUUGGGCCAUUACAACUCUCGGUUUCGAAGACUACGUGGCUCCGUUAAAGGUCUAUCUCAACAAAUACCGAGAAACCGAAGGAGAGAAAACCAAUAGCCCAAAACAAAGACAACAACAAGUACAACAGAAUCAUCAUUUCCAGUUCCAAGAACAAGACCAUAACAACAUUUCAUGUACUAGUUACAUGUCACAUCAUCAUCCUUCCCCAUUCUUUCCCGCUGAUCAUCAACCUUUUCCAAAUCUGCCUUUCUCACCUAAAUCAUUGCAGAAACAGUUCCCGCAGCAGCAGCAUGACAACACUGAUUCCAUUGGACAAUGGUCAGUAUGAGUCCUAAAUUUUUGUACUUUUAUAUAUAUAUAUAUAUAUUAUAUUGUUUUGUUUCCCGUUGUGACUACAUCUUGGUGCUUAAAUAUUGUUGCUAUACAUAUACAUUAGAUACGUA
This is a messenger RNA of Brassica oleracea var. oleracea, 741 nucleotides long. Its product is annotated as nuclear transcription factor Y subunit B-7-like. The record is from RefSeq and is a predicted model, not a curated record. Gene Ontology annotation, biological process: regulation of transcription by RNA polymerase II. The coding region runs from base 6 to 626 and encodes 206 amino acids. The transcript has a single exon. Gene Ontology annotation, cellular component: CCAAT-binding factor complex; nucleus. Gene Ontology annotation, molecular function: protein heterodimerization activity; DNA-binding transcription activator activity, RNA polymerase II-specific; RNA polymerase II cis-regulatory region sequence-specific DNA binding. NCBI's taxonomy places the organism in Eukaryota, Viridiplantae, Streptophyta, Magnoliopsida, Brassicales, Brassicaceae.